AUGCGGGCAGCAAUCUUCGAUCUCGACGGCACUCUUGUCGACUCACUGGGUGACAUCGCAGCCUCGGCUAACCACGCCUUAUCCUUCCUGGGCACGCAACCACGCACCAUCGAGGAGUACAGAUUUCUGGCUGGCGGCGGCAACACGAAAUUAAUGACCCGCUUGUUGCAGUCUGUUUUAGGAAAGGAGCCCCCGUCGGACCUUGUCGCCCGCUGUGUGCAGAUCAAAAGGAACUAUGAGAACGGGCCGCAAGGCCAUGUGCACACCACGGUUUUCCCCGGCGUCCUGGACAUGCUACACGCGCUGCAACAGGCGGGAGUCCAGCUCGCCAUUUUGUCCAACAAAACUGAGCCCAACGUCCGCGAGGUUGUUGCAGACCACCUGCCGGGUAUUGAGUGGAAGUAUAUAGCGGGGGCAAGGGAUGAUGUGCCCCUUAAACCCGACCCUACCGCUGCGUUAAACAUCAUGCGGCAGCACAUGGACGGGGUGGAGGUGAAAGAUUGUGUCUUUGUAGGGGACACCGAUAUUGACAUGAAGACGGGUAUUGCGGCAGGCAUGACGCCUGUCGGAGUCUCCUGGGGAUUCCGCCCCGUCGAUGAACUCAAACAACACGGCGCUGAGAUCGUUGUAGAAACGGCGCUCCAAAUUUCCGAUUUUGUCCUUAGUAGGACCGCAUGA
Molecule: messenger RNA, 678 nt
Organism: Chondrus crispus (carragheen)
Lineage: Eukaryota; Rhodophyta; Florideophyceae; Gigartinales; Gigartinaceae
Product: Phosphoglycolate phosphatase
Exons: 1
Coding region: 1-678 (225 amino acids)
Biological process (GO): DNA repair; dephosphorylation
Cellular component (GO): cytosol
Molecular function (GO): phosphoglycolate phosphatase activity
Source: RefSeq, a predicted model, not a curated record